UCACGCUCAGCCUAUUGACAGAAGGCUUUCAUGGGCUGCCACAGGAAAUUAACCCGGAAACCCCUCCGCGAGGCCGUGAUCCUGAGCGUAUGCCCCUGGAAAAGCUAGGGAUGAGCACCUCCCUGAACUACAAGUCCUUCUCCAAAGAGCAGCAAACCAUGGAUAACCUGGAGAAACAGCUGAUUUGCCCCAUCUGCUUGGAGAUGUUCACCAAGCCUGUGGUCAUCCUGCCCUGCCAGCACAACCUCUGUCGGAAAUGUGCCAGCGACAUUUUCCAGGCCUCCAACCCUUACCUGCCGACAAGGGGAGGCACAACCGUGGCGUCGGGAGGCCGCUUUCGCUGUCCCUCCUGCAGGCACGAAGUGGUCCUCGACCGGCACGGCGUCUACGGGCUGCAGAGGAACCUGCUGGUGGAGAACAUCAUCGACAUCUACAAGCAGGAGUCCACAAGACCCGAAAGGAAGUGUGACCAGCCAAUGUGCGAAGAGCACGAAGAUGAAAGAAUUAAUAUCUAUUGUUUGAACUGUGAAAUGCCCACUUGCUCCUUGUGCAAAGUCUUUGGUGCCCACAAAGACUGUCAAGUUGCUCCUCUCACAAAUGUUUACCAGCGACAGAAGUCCGAGCUGAGUGAUGGCAUUGCAGUCCUGGUGGGGAGCAACGACAGAGUGCAAGGGAUAGUCACGCAGCUGGAGGAGACCUGCAAGACGGUUGAGGAAUGCUGCAGACGACAGAAAGAGCAGCUGUGUGAAAAAUUUGAUUAUCUCUAUUCUGUACUGGAAGAAAGAAAAAAUGAGAUGACACAAAUAAUCACUAGAACCCAAGAGGAGAAACUGGAACACGUCCGCUCCCUGAUGAAGAAGUAUGCGGAUCAUUUGGAAGCUGUGUCAAAGCUGGUUGAAUCAGGAAUCCAGUUCAUGGAAGAACCAGAAAUGGCUGUGUUUUUGCAGAAUGCCAAAACACUGCUACAAAAAAUUACGGAAGCAUCUAAAGGAUUUCAAAUGGAAAAAAUAGAGGAUGGGUAUGAAAACAUGAACCAAUUCACAGUGAACCUCAGUAGAGAAGAAAAGAUAAUACGAGAAAUUGAUUUUGACAGAGAGGAGGAGGGAGAAGAGGAAGAGGAGGAGAUGGUGGAUGGUGAAGAUUUGGAUGAAGUCCACACAGAGUCAUCAGGAGAGGAGGAGGAAGAGGUGGAGGAGGAAGGGGCUGAGAGAGCAUCACAGCCGCCUCAGCAAGACCCCGAACCACAGAGCGCAGCCGGAGAGCCCCCAGCCGAACCUGCUCCGGUGCCGCUGCCCGCCGCCCCGGCUGGUCAGGAUGAGGUUGUGACACCAGGUGGUCCUCAACAGACCCCAGAGUCUGACAUUCCAGUGCCAGCCACAGCAGAAACCAUCGAUCCCUUGUUUUACCCUAGCUGGUAUAAGGCUCAGUCGCGGCAAUCAAGCGGUCCAAGCUCAGCCCCGGUGAAUGGGUUGGGGAAAGUAGGGCCUCCUGCUGCUCUGGAAGCAAGUGCAAAGAAGGCAGAAGCCCCGGCAGCGGCAGCAAUUGAGGAGAGUGCCCUGGGGAGUGGUAAGGAAAGUCAUGCCACUGCAGCGACGUCCAAGACUGGUUCUGAACCAUCCCCUCAAGGUCGAGUGGAGGAAACUCCCGUGAGCAGUGAGAGGGGUGAUGAGCCGGCUCGUCAUGUCUUCUCCUUCUCCUGGUUGAACUCACUGAAUGAAUGAUGACUCACUCCGGCUGGCUUCUGGGGUGCCUCUCCUCGGAGGGACCGCGAGCGCAGGCAGCCUGGCUGCCAUCGGCAAAGAAACUGGCCUGGAAAGGGACAUCCGAGCAGGUUUAUCGUUCCCAGGAACUCGGUUGACCACGUCGUACCCAGCCCUUGAGAUGACAGUCCUGAGAGGGAUGGGAGCAAGGGGAGACAUUACUAUCCUGUAUUGUAGUCAGAGUGUUUUCCAGUAAUUUCUUGUUUCCAAGGGGAAAAUAGCAUCUCUACAGCUGUAGGCUGAGCACCGCUAGUGUUCUGUUACUCACUUUUUGGCACAUCCCCGUGUAGGUGUAAAUGCUUCACCGAUGUUGUUAGCUAAAAUGCUGGUAUGAUAUUCACUAGUAGCAUCCUUUGCCAAAACAGCGUUUCUCCUCAGUACCCUCCUGUGUCCCCGCUCGUCGGUGCUGGUGGCUUCAGUGAGAGUAUCACACCCGGGGUAGCCCCAAGUCAGGGGCUGUGUCUGAGCACCUCCCUGCAGUCACUCACGGUCCCCACGGCACCGGCACCUCACCGCCUGUGGAACGCGGGAGAGGAGAGGGAAGCUGCCAUUUCUUCCUUUGCUCUUCCUGCUAAACCACAACAGAGAAACGGAUCAUUUGUAGGGAAGGUGCCCGGUGGACGAGGGAGCUGCGCACGCCGAAAGCACUGGCCAAGCCCCCGCGCAUGGAUGCGGGACACAGCUCUGGUGCACGUGGGGCAAAUGCCAGAGUCCUGCCCACGCCCGUCCAGCUUUAACCUGUGUCUGUGUCUUCUCAGUCAUCCGUGCAUGUAGGAGAAGGGGCAUGUUCUUGCACGAAACCAGACCGCGGUGAGGUGGUCACAGGUAUUCAUUCCAGGUUUAAUUUGAAGGCCCUGUGGCGCGCUGUAGAAAAGGCGAACGCCUGUUCCUUGUGCCUGGCAGGCUUUGAGCGGCCUAAUGAAAUCCAAUUCGCGUCUUAAAAGAAGCUCCACGAGUUGCGCUGGAAGCGACACGGCAAGUUUUGUCACCGGGAACAGGGUGUCAGCACGCCGUGUUUGAGAGAGACCGGCGGGUCGCCGGGAGCGCGCG
Tyto alba (common barn owl) is the source of this 2810-nucleotide messenger RNA. RefSeq names its product tripartite motif containing 55 (gene TRIM55). Gene Ontology annotation, molecular function: zinc ion binding. The transcript is spliced from 11 exons. The coding region runs from base 90 to 1721 and encodes 543 amino acids. NCBI's taxonomy places the organism in Eukaryota, Metazoa, Chordata, Aves, Strigiformes, Tytonidae. The record is from RefSeq and is a predicted model, not a curated record.